AUGAGGCUGCUAUGGUACGCCGGGUCUUCAGCCGCGCUCGCAGUGGGCGUGGUCACGUAUGCCUUUAAUCAGCGGGCCAAUUUCUACUCGGCUAUGGUGUAUCUUUCCCAGAAUAACCUUAGUCUCAUGAUCCUCAUCAACCUCAUCCUCCUUGUCUACGGAACUUUUGUGUACGGCCUUCAACGAGUGUGCUAUGGCCAACUCCGACCCGUCGAAAUCGAGCAGUUGUACGAGAAGGCCUGGUUUGCCGUGACAGAAACAUGCCUGGCCAUGACCAUCUUCAGGGAAGAGGUUGGGGCUUGGUUUCUUGUCAUGUUCACGGCUCUGGUGACUGGCAAGGUCUGGGAAUGGAUCGGCGAGGGCAGGGUUGAGAUUCUCGAGCAACAGCCACCAGCAAAUCCCCGAUUGUUCCACACGCGCCUCAGCAUCUCGCUGCUCUUGAGCAUCAUCUACGACACAUGGCUGUUCUCUUACACGAUAAAUACCGUCAUUCAGCAGGCACGCCCUAAUAUGAUGGUCAUGUUCCUGUUUGAAUUUGCCAUCUUGAGCACCUGCUCGUUCCGAACCGGCCUUCGCUACAUUCUGUCCCUUGUCGAGAUGAACAUUGUCAGCAAGCAAACCCGCACAAGGCUCGAGGAACGUCGCAAAGAAGUGCGCGAACAACGUGCAGACAUUCUUCGCCGACGUGAAUCGGGCGAUGCUGCCGAGUCCGAGGCAGCCAAUCAAGAGGAGUUGCCCAAUGAAGAAGACAUUGACGAGAUGGACAUUGAAGUGCCUGGUUGGGAAACCAAGGGGCAGUGGGUAUUGAGCCUGGACCUCUUUGCAGACUUUGUCAAACUGGGCGUCUAUGUCGGAUUCUUCGUUGUUCUCAUGAUGUUCUACGGCCUGCCUAUCCACAUCAUGCGGGAUCUAUUCCUUACCACCCGCUCAUUCCUCAAGCGCCUGGGUGCCUUGGUGAAGUACCGCAAGGCCUUGGCAGACAUGAACAAAUAUCCCGAUGCCACUCAAGACGAGCUUGAACGUGAAGAUACUUGUAUUAUUUGCAGAGAAGAGAUGAGACCUUGGGAUGCAGCAAAUCCAGGAGCUGUCGAGCGAUCGCGCCCAAAGAAACUCCCUUGUGGCCAUAUUCUACACCUUGGGUGCUUGAAGGGAUGGCUGGAGCGACAGCAAGUAUGUCCUACCUGCCGACGAUCCGUUGUCGUCGAUGGAGCAGCCCCCAAUGGUGACGGCGCAGCUCGACCCAAUGCAGAUGGCCAGGCGCCGGCUCCUGGCGCGCCUGGUGCUGUUAAUGGUGCUGCCGAUGGCAAUCAAGGCGAACAAGGUCGUCAAGGCGGUAUGCGCAUGUUCCAAUUUGGACCAUUGCGCCUCGGCUUUGCGCAGGGCAAUCCGCAAAGAGUUCAAGAACUCUUGCAACAGCGUUUCAAUGUCGGUCUAGAUGGCGCCCCUGCACCUCUAGUUCCACCACAGCCUGGAGUGGCCCAGCAGCCCCAUCCAGCACCCCCCAGUAACAACACCGCGACUGAUAUUGGUGUCCAGCUCCAAGAGUUGCAGCAACGUCUGCAGCAAGAGCUGCUGGCUUUGCAACUUACUCAAGCUGAGCUGCAAACCACAUAUGCUCUCAUGGCCGAGCUUCAGCGCUUGCGCUUGUAUCAGCAACACCAACAAGUGGUUAACAACGCGUUGGGCUUGCCUGUACAAAGCACUCCUGCAAUCAAUGGCCAAGGUCUACAACCACCAAACCAUUUCCCAGCCAUCCCUCCCACCAUGGCUUCCUUUCCUCCCAUCCCCCAACGGGUUCAGACACCCACGCUCAGUCGACACAUUGCUUCUGCGAAUACUGCAGCCAUUCCUGCAGGCAGCCCAGACCUCCCGGAAGGCGUCGUGAUCCCGCAGGGGUGGACUCUGAUGCCGCUGCAGCGAAUGGAUGGCCAAGCACAUCCGUUUUCGCAUCCAAGCAGUUCGCACACUGAAACUGCUCAGCAUUCACAAGCCCAACAAGCCCCAUACCCCUUCAACCACGAAACAGCAACAACCUCUGCUGGUCCAGCACAAAGUACUUCACAAGCAAACCCGACGCCCGAGGAUGAAUCCACGACUUCUAGAGAUUCUGAAGCGCAAAGGGAGUCCCCACAAGUGGCCGCGCCUACACCGAGACUGCCCAAUUGGGGUGGCGCCGCUCAGCUUUUCUCCAAUGGAGGAGUGGGCACAACCUCGGCUCAUGCCGCAGAGUCUUCGGCCGAAGGCGCUGAGAAUCAUGAAGCGCAUGAGGAUCACGAAGAUACUGACAUCACCGACAAGGGCAAGGCAAAAGCAGUCACUGUAGAAGACACGGAAGAUUCAGACGAUUGA
This is a messenger RNA of Pestalotiopsis fici W106-1, 2349 nucleotides long. RefSeq lists its product as uncharacterized. The transcript has 4 exons. The record is from RefSeq and is a predicted model, not a curated record. The coding region runs from base 1 to 2349 and encodes 782 amino acids. Lineage: Eukaryota; Fungi; Ascomycota; Sordariomycetes; Amphisphaeriales; Sporocadaceae. Gene Ontology annotation, cellular component: cytoplasm.